Messenger RNA from Hemiscyllium ocellatum (epaulette shark), 3547 nucleotides. RefSeq names its product solute carrier family 2 member 2 (gene slc2a2). The transcript is spliced from 11 exons. The record is from RefSeq and is a predicted model, not a curated record. Gene Ontology annotation, molecular function: hexose transmembrane transporter activity. Gene Ontology annotation, cellular component: brush border; membrane. Gene Ontology annotation, biological process: monosaccharide transmembrane transport. The coding region runs from base 10 to 1425 and encodes 471 amino acids. NCBI's taxonomy places the organism in Eukaryota, Metazoa, Chordata, Chondrichthyes, Orectolobiformes, Hemiscylliidae.
GCACCGGGGAUGGGGAAGAUCAGUGCAGACAGCCAAUCGGGAAAGGAAGUGACAGGAUUGCUGCUUCUCUCUGUCUUUGCAGCAGUGCUUGGCUCAUUACAAUUUGGUUAUGGACUCGGUGUUAUCAAUGCACCCCAGGCGAUUAUUGAGAAACAUUAUGCUCACAUCCUCAACAUUGACCAGAAUGAGACAAUGGCCACCAAUCUCACACAAUCACCCAACCCAAUCAAAGAUCGCAGAAUCAUCAUUUAUUGGACUGUUUCUGUCUCCAUCUUCUGUAUCGGUGGAAUGUUUUCUUCAUUUUUUGUUGGAUGUCUAGCAGACAGGUUGGGCAGACUGAAGUCUAUGUUAGCUAUAAAUAUCCUUGCAAUAGUUGGUGCCCUUCUCAUGGGAUUGGCCAAAUUUGGCCCAUCGCACAUCCUCAUCAUUACAGGACGGGCUAUCACUGGAAUUUAUUGCGGGCUGUCUUCAGGAUUGGUACCCAUGUAUGUCGGAGAGAUCUCACCCACCAGGUUGCGAGGGGCACUGGGCACCAUGCAUCAAUUAGCCAUCGUCACGGGUAUCCUCCUCAGCCAGGUGUUUGGCUUAUCGUUCCUGCUAGGUAAUGAGCGGUUGUGGCCUGCAAUUCUUGGCCUUUCAGGUGUGCCAGCCCUUCUACAGACCAUCCUGCUGCCCUUCUGUCCUGAAAGUCCUCGCUACCUCUACAUAAAACUCGGAAGAGAAGAUGCAGCAAGGAAAAAUUUGAAAAGAUUGCUGCAGAUAUCUAACACUGACAAGUACAUUGAAGAGAUGAAGAAGGAGAAGGAGGAAAUCCAGAAAGAGAAGAAGGUGUCCGUGGCACAGCUGUUUUGCUCUUCCAACUACAGACAGCCCCUCACUGUUGCCUUGAUGCUGCACAUAUCCCAGCAAUUAUCUGGAAUUAAUGCAAUAUUCUACUAUUCCACAUCUAUUUUCAGACAGGCUGGUUUAUCACACCCUGUGUACGCUACCAUCGGGGUUGGAGUGGUCAACAUCAUCUUCACUGUGGUUUCAGUCUUCCUGGUGGAGCAUGCUGGCCGUCGGUCUCUCUACAUCAUAGGCCUGGCAGGGAUGUGCAGCUGUGCAUUUCUAAUGACAGUCGGGCUAGUUUUCCAGCACAAUUUCACCUGGAUGAGCUACCUGAGCAUGUCAGCUAUCUUUAUCUUCGUAGCCUUCUUCGAGAUUGGACCAGGCCCGAUCCCUUGGUUCAUUGUAGCUGAGUUAUUUCGGCAAGGGGCACGGCCAGCUGCUAUAACCAUUGCGGGUUUCUGCAAUUGGACCUCUAAUUUCAUCGUGGGAAUGUGCUUCCCAUACAUUGCGAUUUGCAGCUUUCUUCCCAACCAUUCUGAAGAAGGAUCGCACUGGAUUCAAAAUGUUAACUUUGGGUGGAAUUUUCCACUCCCUUGAGUGGCAUGGGGAAGAAUGUUAGAAAGAUACAACUAAAUGAAACAGGUUGGAAAAACUCUUGAUUUUCCUUUCAAGCUUCAAACACCAAUUUCAGAAUUUCACUAGAAAUUCCAUGCAUUUGCCUCACAUUAUUAGCCUAACUCAUUUUAUUCAUGUGCUAUUUCAAUAUUUCUACUCUUACUUGAGAAACGUAGUAUAUGCAGACUUCCAAAAGGCAUUUGAUAAUAGUGUCACACAACAAACUUGGGUGACAAGCUAUAGCUCAUAGAAUAAACACGGACAAGAAAAUAGCUAAGGAGCAGGAGAAAGAUUUGUAGCUCAGCUCUCUCGGGGUAAGUUUUGGAACCCUUCCUUUUCCUAAUAGCUGUUAAUGACCUAGACCUUGGUGCUUGGGAAAUAAAUUCCAAGGUUAUGGAUGGUUCAAAGCUUUGUAAGCACUGUAAACUGAGAGAAGGACAGUGAAGAAAUGUCAAAAGGACAUUAACAAAUUGAUGGAGUGGGAGACAGAUGGCAAAUGAAGUUCAAUACAGGGAAAAUGUGAGGUGAUAAACCAUGGUUGAAAGAACAUGCAGAGACAGUAUAAAAUAAAGCAUGCUACCCUAAAGAGUGUGCAGCAGGAUAUGUGCAGAAGAGUAAAUAUGACAGGGUACGUGAAGGGACCAGCCAUGAUUUGUUAAAGAUACAGAGAGUGCAGGACCAAGGAGGUUAUACUGAACUUGCAAGAAUCAAUUGUUAGACCACAGAUGAAGCAUUUUGUGCGGUUUUGGGCAGAACACUUCAACCAGGAUAUAAAUACAGUGGAGAAAGUGCAGAGGAGGUUUACAAGAAUGAUUCUAGGGAUGACAAAUUUCAGUUAUGAGGCUAGAUUGAAGAGGUUAGGAUUGUUCUCCUUGGAGAGAGGAAGGCAAAGAGGAGAUUUGGUGCAAGUUUUCGAAAUUAAGUGGGACUGGACAAAGUAGAUCGAGAGAAACUAUUCCUGCUCAUUCCAGAUUUAGAACCAUAGGGCAAGAAUAUAAGAUAAUUUGUAAUCAAUGUAAAUGUGAGGUGAGAAAAAACAUUUUCACACAGCAAGUCGUUAGGAUAUGGAAUUCCCUGCCUCGAUGUGUGGUGGAGGUAGGCACAAUUCAGGCAAUCAAGAGGGUAUUAUGUGAUUUAAAUAGAAAUAAUAUUCAGGAUUAUAGGGCACAGGUAGGAGAUUGGCACUGAUUCAUAAUGUUAUUUUAGUGUACCAAGGCAGAUAAGGUGAACCAAAUUACCUUUUUUUAUCCUAAUAAAUAUACAGUUCCGCAAGGCCAAUAGCCAGGCAGUGGAAUUCUCCACUGUUGCUGGCUCCCCAGGUGUAGGGCACUAUAGCCUGCACCCACAUUGUUGUAAGUGCCCUGACCACAACCUGCCAAAUUCAUAGUUUCCAGUUUAUCAAUGUUCAAUUGAAUUAGGAGAUCUGGGAGCUGGCAAGCUGGGAAUGACCAUGAUGCCUAUGUAAUAGACAAUCACAAGUCCCUGCUUCUAGCCAAGAUCCUUGGGUCAAAUAAGGAUAGCUCCUAGGAGACAAGGGCUAUCCCCUACAAGCAUAGCUGAUGACUCUUUUACAGACUCCCCUCCUUAUGAUGAAGUUUUGACGCCUGGAUCGCUUCAGCAUGGCCUAAUUGUUUUAAGAGACCAUCUCUUUUCUUUAGGCUGUGGACUGAAAAUUAGAAAGAUUGACACAGCCUUUAAAAGUGGAGAAUGUACAAGAGUUAUCUGCAGUUUGGAAAAUAAACAAAUGAAGCUAACUGACGCAUGAGAGAUAAUGUUACAUUUUGGGGACAUUCAGGUCACCUGAACUAAUUGCUGUUGGAGCAGUAAUAACUCCCUAAUUGGUCAGGUUGUAAAUUAACAUGGACUUUGUAAGGGAAAUUAAAAACAAGAAGAAACAAGGAAAUCUCCAGUUAUUUCUCUCUCUCUCUCUGAAAAGUAACUGACUCUAAACUUCUACCUGAAGUACAGAAAAAUUAUGUUCAGAGUCACUGAAAGAAACAAUUGUAAAAUCAAAAGGCAAAAGGAAGACCCUGUGUGUGCAUGUGUGUAAGUUUACGAUGUACAAGUUUGAAUUUUGUUUCUUUUACUAUUCAUGUUGAAGUAC